CCUAAAUGGAAAUGCUCACACUCACCCGUUUACAGGAGACCCUACACUGACGGCUGGAUCAGGUGAUCCCUGACCAAAGCCCUGGGACUGCUUGCAAUGCCUGAUCCCUCCCUGGCCUUGCAGCCCAGCCCUGUAGGAGGCAGAGGGAUAGCUGCCAGGGCUGGCAAGCAGAAGGGAAAGCACAACUGGAGUGGCCAAAGCUCCCCUGGAGGGGUGCUGCACUCCUGCAGCCAGCUCCUGAAGGAGGAAGAACAUCCUGAGCUCAUCUGGUACCACCCCCAUGUCAUCUACCCAGCAGGGUUGCAGGUCCCUCACGUGCCCUGUCAAACAUUAACAGCCCCUCGGCGAGGCAGACAGCACAGGCAGCAGCAGCACCCAGCCACCAUGGCAUUCAGCAGCCGCCUCACCUCGUCCCUCCGGCCCGCCCUGGCAGCUCUGCAGUGGGCAGCCCCCAGGCAGUGCCGGAGGCUCAGCACCCCCCAGGGAUCAGAGCCCUCACUCGAUCUCAGGGGCAUCUUCCCACCCCUCGCCACCCCUUUCUCACCCUCACAGGAGGUGGACUAUGCCCAGCUGGAGGGAAACCUGCGCCGCUACGCCAGCAUCCCUUUCAGAGGACUGGUGGUGCUGGGCUCCAGUGGGGAGUAUCCAUACCUGGCACCCCACGAGAGGGUGGAGGUGGUGAGCUGCGUGCGCCAGGCUCUGCCCAGGGACCGCUUGCUGCUGGCUGGCUCGGGCUGCGAAUCCACCCAGGCCACCAUCGAGCUGACGGUCAGCAUGGCAGAGGCAGGGGCUGAUGUGGCGCUGGUUGUGACACCCUGCUAUUACCGGGGUGCCAUGACCACUGCUGCCCUGGUCCAUCACUACACAGAGGUUGGCAACGCAUCCCCCAUCCCGGUGGUGCUCUACAGUGUCCCUGCCAGCACUGGCCUGGACCUGCCCAUGGACGCUGUCAUCACCUUGGCUCAGCACCCCAACAUCAUUGGGAUCAAGGACAGCGGUGGGGACAUCACCCGCAUGGGGCUGAUGGUCCACAAGACAAGGCAGGAGGAUUUCCAGGUGCUGGCAGGAUCAGCCGGCUUCUUGCUGGCGAGCUAUGCUGUGGGUGCCGCUGGGGGGGUGUGUGCCCUCGCCAAUGUUCUGGGUGACCCGUUGUGCCAGCUGGACCACCUGUGCCGCGAGGGCCGGUGGCAGGAGGCCCGUGACCUGCAGCACCGCCUCAUUGAGCCCAACACGGCGGUCACCCGCCGGUUCGGGAUCCCGGGGCUGAAGAAGGCCAUGGAGUGGUUUGGCUACUAUGGGGGUCCCUGCCGCGCACCCCUGGCCCCUCUGAGCCCUGCCCAGGCUGAAGAGCUGAAGAGCACCUUCAGUGCCAAUGGCUGGUUGUGAGGUGUUCUCCAUCUGCCCCUUUCCACACCAGGAAGGUACAGGAGUCAGGGACCCUGGGAACUGGGGAUAUGCUGGGGACAUUGGGAGGUGGCCAGGAGAAGGCCGCCCCUGUUAGUCUUUCCUGUUGGACAGGGCUGCCCUGGGCAGAGUGGGUAGAGGGGGGCAACCCCAGGCCAGCCUGUAUCCCUGCCAGCCCCCAGGGUCCUGUUGUCUUCACCUGGGAAGGAGUGGAUCCUUGUGCCAUGAAUAAACUUGCCAUCUCC
Molecule: messenger RNA, 1649 nt
Organism: Corvus hawaiiensis (hawaiian crow)
Lineage: Eukaryota; Metazoa; Chordata; Aves; Passeriformes; Corvidae
Gene: HOGA1
Product: 4-hydroxy-2-oxoglutarate aldolase 1
Exons: 7
Coding region: 97-1386 (429 amino acids)
Biological process (GO): N-acetylneuraminate catabolic process
Molecular function (GO): N-acetylneuraminate lyase activity; 4-hydroxy-tetrahydrodipicolinate synthase activity
Source: RefSeq, a predicted model, not a curated record